Molecule: messenger RNA, 2403 nt
Organism: Castor canadensis (American beaver)
Lineage: Eukaryota; Metazoa; Chordata; Mammalia; Rodentia; Castoridae
Product: protocadherin beta-7
Biological process (GO): homophilic cell-cell adhesion
Cellular component (GO): plasma membrane
Molecular function (GO): calcium ion binding
Source: RefSeq, a predicted model, not a curated record
AUGGAGGCCAGAGAGGAGCGGGCUGUGCAGAAAAGGCAAGUCCUAUUUCUUUGUGUAUUUCUGGGAAUGUCUUGGGCUGGCGCAGAACCGCUGCGGUAUUUUGUAGCGGAGGAGACUGAGAGAGGCACCUUUUUGGCCAAUAUAGCAGAUGAUUUGGAUUUAGGGGUUGAGGAACUGUCAGCCCGGGGAUCUAGAAUUGUUUUAGACCAGAAUAUACGUUUUUUACUGCUCAAUCCGCUCACUGGUGACUUACUUCUAAAUGAGAAAUUGGACCGAGAGAAGCUGUGUGGCCCAACAGAGCCCUGUGUACUGCCUUUCCAGCUGUUAUUGGAAAAGCCUUUUGAGAUUCACCGUGCUGAAUUACAAGUCACAGAUAUCAAUGAUCAUUCUCCAGUAUUUCUAGACAGAGAGAUUUCCUUGAAAAUAUCAGAAAGUGCCACUCCAGGGGCGACAUUUCUCUUAGAAAGUGCCCAGGAUUUAGAUGUUGGAACCAACAGCCUGAGUAACUAUACCAUCAGCCCCAAUGCCUACUUCCACGUUAAUGUGCAUGAUGGCGGGGCGGGGAAUAUCUUUCCUGAAUUGGUAUUGGAUCAAGUGCUGGAUCACGAGGAGCUGCCUGACUUCACUUUAACCCUAAAGGCCUUGGAUGGUGACUCUCCCCCCAGAUCAGGGACGGUCCUUGUACGGAUUCUGGUAGUAGACAUAAAUGAUAACGCCCCCGAAUUUGUGCAGUCGCUCUACAAAGUGCAAGUACCAGAGAACACUCCGGUUGGCUCACUAGUUGUCACUGUGUCUGCCAGGGAUUUAGAUACGGGAAGUAAUGCGGAAAUAUUUUACACACUCCUUUAUGCUACUGAAAGAAUUCUCAAAACGUUUCAAAUCAAUUCCACAUCUGGCAAUCUUCUUCUUAAAGCUGAAUUGAACUAUGAGGCAAUUCCAACUUAUACAUUAACUAUUCAGGCCAAAGACGGAGGAGGACUAUCUGGAAAAUGUACUGUGGUUGUGGAGGUAACAGAUGUAAAUGACAAUCCACCUGAACUUUUCAUGUCAUCUUUGAGGAGCCAAAUUGCAGAAAACUCGCCCGAGACAGUCAUUGCUGUUUUUAGGAUUAGAGAUAGAGAUUCGGGAAACAAUGGGAAAAUGGUGUGCUCCAUCCAGGACAAUCUCCCCUUCAUACUGAAGCCAUCUGUAGAAAAUUUCUACACUCUGGUAACAGAGGGUCCACUGGACAGAGAGAGCACAUCUCAGUACAACAUCACCAUCACAGUUUCAGAUCUGGGGACUCCCAGGCUGCAAACGGAGCACAGCAUAAGCGUGCAGGUGUCCGACGUGAACGACAACGCCCCGGCCUUCACGCACACCUCCUACACCCUGCGGGUGCGCGAGAACAACAGCCCCGGCCUGCACAUAGGCAGCGUGAGCGCCACAGACAGGGACGCGGGCACCAACGCCCAGCUCACCUACUCGCUGCUGCCGCCCCCAGAGCCGCACCUGGCCCUCGCCUCGCUCGUGGCCAUCGACGCGGACAGCGGGCAGCUGUUCGCCCUGAGGCCGCUGGACUACGAGGCCCUGCAGGCCUUGGAGUUCCGCGUGGGCGCCGCCGACCGCGGCUCGCCCGCACUCAGCAGCCAGGCGCUCGUGCGCCUGCUGGUGCUGGACGCCAAUGACAACUCGCCCUUCGUGCUGUACCCGAUGCAGAACGCCUCUGCGCCCUGCACCGAGCUGCUGCCCAGGGCGGCCGAGCCGGGGUACCUGCUCACCAAGGUGGUGGCGGUGGACGGCGACUCGGGCCAGAACGCAUGGCUGUCCUACCAGCUGCUCAAGGCCACGGAGCCCGGGCUCUUCAGCGUGUGGCCGCACAAUGGCGAGGUGCGCACCGCCAGGCUGCUGAGCGAGCGCGACGCGCCCAAGCACAGGCUGCUGGUGCUGGUCAGGGACAAUGGCGAGCCGCCGCUGUCUGCCAGCGUCACGCUGCACGUGCUGCUGGUGGAUGGCUUCUCCCAGCCCUACCUGCCGCUGCCGGAAGCGGCGGCCGAGCAGGGGCGGGGCGACGCGCUCACCUUGCACCUGGUGGUGGCCUUGGCGUCGGUGUCGUCGCUCUUCCUCUUGUGUGUGCUGGCAUUCGUGGCGGUGCGGCUGUGCAGGAGGAGCAGGCCGGCCUCUCUGUCUGGCUGUGCGGUGCCCCAGGGCCACUUUCCGGGCCACCUGGUGGACGUCAGCGGUGCGGGGACCCUGUCCCACAGCUACCAGUAUGAGGUGUGUCUGACAGGAGGCUCAGAGAGGAAUGAAUUCAAGUUUUUUAAGCCAAUUUUACCUAAUUUCCAAGGACAUUCCCCUGGAUCAGAAAUGGAAGAAAAGCUCAACUAUAGGAAUGAUUUAGGCUUCAACAUUCAGUUAAAAUAA